Molecule: messenger RNA, 1250 nt
Organism: Diprion similis
Lineage: Eukaryota; Metazoa; Arthropoda; Insecta; Hymenoptera; Diprionidae
Product: ras-related protein Rab-18-B-like
Exons: 4
Coding region: 314-979 (221 amino acids)
Molecular function (GO): GTPase activity; GTP binding
Source: RefSeq, a predicted model, not a curated record
UUGUUCUCUUUUGUUUCAGUCAUGUGUGCAAUUUGAUACCUUGUACGAUUAUUAAAAAUACUAUAUUUGAUCACCUACACCGUGAAGUAUCUCGCACACACAUCACACACGCACAGCGGAGCUGUAACGUUGAUUGAACCACAGGAUUGAACAAAGAAUUGCACUUUUUGACAGUGACAGGCUUAGGGCUAAAGUCGAACCACGAGUCGUUCGAUUUUUGGGAGUUUAGAGGUGUGAUUUGGUUUUUGGUGCCAACCUUUCGCUUGAAACGACAAACUCUAAUUGGGGCCAUUUUGAGGGUAGAUAUAAUAAGAUGGACCAAGAAGUCUUGACAACGCUCAAAUUGCUAAUGAUAGGUGAAACUAACGUAGGAAAGUCUAGUAUAUUACUCCGAUUUACCGAGGAUGAGUUCAACGAAAACAUGCAGAGCACAGUUGGUAUGGAUUAUAAAACUAAACAGAUUACCAUCGACGGCAAUACGGUGAAACUCGCAAUUUGGGAUACGGCUGGCCAGGAACGUUUUCGUACAUUAACGCCAAGUUACUACAGAGACGGGCAAGGUGCAAUUCUGAUGUUCGAUGUAACGGACAGGCAUACUUUUACAAAGCUUGAAACGUGGUUAAACGAGCUCAACACUUACUGCAAUAAAAUAGAUAUUGUGAAAAUGGUUGUGGGGAACAAAAAUGACUUGCCCAACAGGGAAGUGAGCAUGGAGGAGGGCUUGGAAUUUGCACGGCGACACCAAACUUUGUACAUUGAAAGUAGUGCAAAAACUGCAGACGGAGUAAGGUGCUGUUUUGAAGAACUCGUUGAAAAGAUAAUACAAACUCCUGGACUAUGGGAAGCUAAUUCAACAAGAAUGUACGGUGCCGAUAGCUUAGGCGGAACAAGGAAUCGCCUGGGUAAAAGAGGAGUUCAAUUGACAGACGAUUAUGAACCACAAAAUCCUUACUCAAACUGCUAUUGCAGUUUAGUCUAGCAAAACGUCACAAGUUUCGAAUUAAUUUUACACACCAAUCACUGAAAAUUAGGUACACUGGAAUCAGCUUGUGGUAUAGCGAAAACGAAAAAUUAUAUUGUAAUAUUGUCUUCUUUGGCUAAUUUCUAUUGACCUUAGUUUGUAAGAUAACCAAUCUGGAAUCCGAAGAGAUUCUUUAAAGAUUUCCAUAUGUGAAAUAGUCUGGAGUAAUGUAAAUAUAUCUGUGGUGCAUAUGAUGUGGAGAACGUUUUAGCAAUUGAUACUUAUUCAU